Messenger RNA from Pygoscelis adeliae (Adelie penguin), 1385 nucleotides. It is a transcript of the gene SIRT6, whose product is annotated as sirtuin 6. NCBI's taxonomy places the organism in Eukaryota, Metazoa, Chordata, Aves, Sphenisciformes, Spheniscidae. The record is from RefSeq and is a predicted model, not a curated record. The transcript has 7 exons. The coding region runs from base 1 to 1266 and encodes 421 amino acids. Gene Ontology annotation, molecular function: NAD+ binding.
AUGAAAUCCUGUGCCCGGCGCCAGAAAGCCGGCUGGGCACACGGUCCCAUCCAGCCACGGCGUCCCCGCGUCCCCCACCUCCGUGGCUUUCCGUGCAGCUCGCCGUCCCUCGGUCCUGUCCCGUCCGCAGAGCUGGUGGCUGUGCUGGUGACAGCUGGAGUUGAGCACAGGUGGGGCGGCACCGGGUUCACCCCUGUCCUCCCGCUGCCCGGCGGUGUCCUGGAGCCCAGCCACUUCUCGGGGUAUCAGCUGCCUAUUUUUGACCCGCCGGAGGAACUGGAGAGGAAGGUGCGGGAGCUGGCGGAUUUGAUCAGGAGUUCCUCCAAUGUGGUGUUUCACACGGGGGCUGGAAUCAGCACCGCCUCGGGGAUUCCCGACUUCAGGGGGCCCAAUGGUGUCUGGACUAUGGAAGAGAAGGGGCUCUCCCCAAAAUUUGACACCACCUUUGAGAAUGCCAGGCCCUCCAAGACUCACAUGGCGCUGCUGGGGCUGCAGAGAGUCGGCAUCCUGAAAUUCCUGGUCAGCCAGAACGUGGACGGCCUUCACGUGCGUUCAGGAUUCCCACGGUACUGCCUCUCCCGCCCUGUCUCCGGGUCCCUCACGCUUUCUCCAGCCGCUGCCACGUGGCUGCAGUACGUGCGGGACGCAGUCGUGGGCAGCAUGGGGCUGAAGCCAACGGGCAGGCUGUGCAGCGUCACCAAAGCCCGGGGGCUGCGGGCCUGCAGAGGGAAGUUAAGAGACACUAUUCUGGACUGGGAAGAUUCCCUGCCCGACCGCGACCUCACGCUGGCGGACGAAGCCUGCAGGAAAGCUGAUCUCUCCGUCACCCUGGGGACCUCCCUGCAGAUCAAACCCAGUGGCAACCUCCCGCUGAUCACGAAGAAGAGAGGAGGGAAGCUGGUCAUAGUCAACCUACAAGCAACCAAACACGACAGACAGGCCGACCUGCGCAUCCACGCCUACGUCGAUGAUGUCAUGACGAAGCUGAUGAAGCACUUGGGGCUGGAGGUCCCGGAGUGGACGGGGCCGGUGGUGGUGGAAAGCGCUGAGCUCACCAAGCCCGAACAGCUCUUCAAAUUUGACCCCGGGGCUCGCGGGCUGCUGAAGGAGGAGCCUCUCUCGCGGCACAACGGCACCGGCGGGCUGUGCCCUGACCUUGGGACCACGCUGGUGGAGCGCCGUGACAGUCUGAGGCAGGAGGGUCCCAGCCCGGACACGGGGCCAACGACGGUGAAGAAGAUGAAGGGGGAGCCUCUCCUCACCUGACCCAGGCUGCUCCCUGUCUGUCUAGACACUCGUCUGUGUCGCUUUUCCUACCGACGUUUUUUUAUACCCUUAAACAUUGUCCCUUUUUUUAUGUAAGUAUUAAAUACACUUGAAUCGCG